This is a messenger RNA of Hydractinia symbiolongicarpus, 4360 nucleotides long. RefSeq lists its product as uncharacterized. The coding region runs from base 471 to 2624 and encodes 717 amino acids. Lineage: Eukaryota; Metazoa; Cnidaria; Hydrozoa; Anthoathecata; Hydractiniidae. The record is from RefSeq and is a predicted model, not a curated record. The transcript has 8 exons.
CUAAAAAACUAUUUUAUAAUGUGCUACUUGUUAUAUUAAUUUUACUUUUUUACAUAUACACGUCAGCUUAAAUAAAAAUCGUUUAACCGUUUAGUUUUUGAGAAUUGCAUGAGUUUUCCUAAAUGUCUGUCUUUUGAUUUCUAAUGUCACUGAAAUUAAAAGUUACAAAAACUUUGAAGUGUGAUAUUUUAGUAAAGAUUUUUGACCAAUAUCAAGUUAUGUAGAUCUUGUGAGAAUUUUUAUAUGCUAAAGUGGAAAGUUUAAAUAAAAUGUUUUGGUAUCGUCAAAACUAAAAAAGCAGUUUUUAUUUUUAAAUAUCUAAGAAACUUUUUUUCUUUUAUAUAUAAUAAAUUAAUUGUGUCAUUUAGUCUAUAAACCAUGCUCACGCUGGAAAGUUUUUAAACUGAUCAAAUAAAAUCUCUUUUAUUUUAAGGGUGCCUCAUGGUUUGUACGAUUAUCCAAGUGUAACUAUGGGAUGUUCAUCCAGUAUUCCAGCUAAUUCUCCACCAUCAAAUAAUGGUCACGCUCAACCUGUGAAUAAUUACCCCAAGCAGCAGCAACCAGUUAUAAAUAAUAAUCCACCACCUCCUCCCAUUUUACAUCCACAAGUGGUUCCAAGUGCACCCCCACAUAGUCACUCUCCACCUGUGGAGCCUGAACCUAUCGAAGAACAAGCUGAAAUUGACAUACCUCAAGAAACUGUUGUUAAUGAUUCUCAAAAAGAUAAUGACAAUGAACCUUCAGAAGUCACACCUGAACUUUUGAAUGAAUUCGUUCAGCUGGAAAAAGAAAUAAGGCUUUUGGAAUCUAACCGUGCUGAAGAGAAACUACUACUGCAUCAGAUUGAAUACAAGAAUGUUGAAGAAGCUCUAAAAUCUUCACAACUUGAUUAUGAGGAACUGAAAAGAUUGACUUUAAAAGAGUACCAGGAUGUGGCACACUUUAAUCUUGUGUCAUACAUGGUGGAACACAAUACAGCAGUGAUGGGUAAUAAUGAAGCUUUAGAUGAGGCGAAAAAAAAGGAAGAAUAUGAAUAUUUUGAAGCCAGAAACAGACAAGACAUUGCAGAAAAACAGAUAGAUAGCCUUCAGAAACAACUCAAUCAGAUCAGCCAUAACAUUGAAGAGUGCCUAAAAGAGGUUGCACAACUAAAUGAUCUACGAACUAAAGUUGAUGGUCUCCUUGAGAAUGUGUUUAAUGGUGAAUAUGGUAGUGAUCUGGAAGAUCGACUUGAACUCGAAGCUGAGCAGUUAUUGCAGUAUAAAAAGCACUUGAGUAUGGCACAUUACAAAUGGUGGAAUGGUCGGCAACUUAUGCAUCAUUCUUGUUCUCAAAUGGCUUAUGCGACAAGACGAUGGGCACAAAUUCAAUCUGUGGCAGCAGAUGACGGUCAGGCUAAGUAUCACAUGAUCACAGAUACUAGAAACAAUAUGAUUGCAAGUCAUCAAAAUCUACAAAGAGCUGCAGGAUAUCUUAAAGUGACACUGCCAUAUUGGAAUGAAAGCGAUGAUAAGAAUAUCGUUGCAAGUAUUAAUGUUAUUUACAAUGAUGUAAAAGUUAGUGAAACACAUCACAGAGCAUUACAGUGGUAUCGUUAUUAUCACUGGAGGCUAGCAUUAUUACUUAAUUGGAUGGAUCAGGUGAUAAACAAUAAAAUUGUUGCUGAUCAUCAGCGCGUAUCAAGAGACUUCAAAAACAAGUACCGCGAAUUAAGAACAGAAAGAUUGCUAUGUAUUAAAGCUAAAGUGAAAGAAAUUUUGGGAAUUGACUUGGAUAUUGAACAGUUUUCUAAAGAUAAAGAUAACAGUAAUGAAGAAGUUGGUGAUGAAGAUGAAUUGCCAAAAGUUGAGUCAGAUAUCGCUAUUAGUGCAGAAUCAUUCCUUCAAGAAAAUGACAGCAAUGAGAUGAAUAUGCCAGCUGCUAUAGAAGCUGAAAGUGAUCCAACAGUUAUCGAGAAUAUUGUUAGAGAAAGUACAAUAGUAAAUUCAGCUGGUAUUGAAACUGAAACUAGUACUGAAACAGGUACAUCCACAGAAACUGCUUCUGGUACUGAAAUGAGCACAUCCACUGAAACUGCUUCUGUUACUGAAAUGGGCACAUCCACAGAAACUGCUACAGGUACUGAAAUGGGUACAUCCACAGAAACUGCUACAGGGACUGAAAUGGGAACAUCCACAGAAACUGCUACGGGGACUGAAAUGGGCACAUCCACAGAAACUGCUACUGGAACAGAUAUGGGCACAUCUACUGCGUUAACUACCUCCACUACCAUGGAAACCUCGACCGAAGGUAUGACUGUUUCAACCAGCGAAAUGGGGAUUGGAACUGACCCUCCGCUGGCACCUGCAGAAAAAGCCGAUACAGCUCCUGAGGUGAAACUUAUUCCCCUCUCUGAUCUUGCUCCGCCACCACCUGAUGAUUUACUUUUCGGAAAUGUUGCACAGUUGCAGUUGAUACAUCAGCAACAAAUUGAAGAAUUUGAGAAAGCUCAGAAUAUAAAUAAAGAAAGACAAGACCAAGGACUAAAAGAAAAGCUUCGUCAACGACAAAGCAGAAGAAGAAAGCAAAAAUUGCAGGAAGAACAAGCCAAUGCACUUGCAUCUCCUCGCAAACCAAUUAAAUGACUUGAAACAAAUUGAUAAGAACUUGCUGUUACAAUCUAAAAGUGAGCUUUUUACAGUGUGUCGUUUUUUGUUUUUUACAAUAGCCUGCUGUGACAUAUUUACACAACCUUCACGUACACAAUUUUUUUAUAAGCAACUUAGACUUUUGGUCACAUUUCAAGUUGAUUGUUUAUCAGCUAAUAUCUUGAUCUAAAGUUGCUUCAUGGUUGCAUAAUUUUCUCUGAUUAAAUUUUCAGUGUUUCUAAAAGAAAAGGGAAAAUAUGAAAAGGAUACUGAAUGUGCUCAAUAUGAACUACAUAUAUUUCGUAAUCGUAAUAUAUUUUUCUGUGAGUUUUAGUUUUUUUAAGUGUUUUAACUUUUAUAAUUUAAAGAGUUGCUUUUACUCACAAUUGUACAGAACUGAAGUUGCUUGAUAAUUUUUUAAAUCGAGUUUGGUUACUUUAGACAAUUUAGGUCAGAAAGUUACUUAAACAUUUCUUGAAAAUAAGUAAUACUUCAUAUUAAAUGUCAUUUGUAAAUAAUGCAAAUCUAAAGUAGGAUGUAAAUAUUUUAUGUAUCUUAACAAUUGAAUAUUUUUGACUAAAACGAACUUGCAUUUUUUUAAAAUAAUACAUAAUUUUUACUUAAAUUUUAUUUCUGCAUUGUAUAUGUAUUUAUAUAUAUACGAUAUCACAAGAUUUACAUUCAGACAAUUGAUCAGCUGCAUUGUAAAAGGAAAGCUAUACAUCAAGGUGUUAGCUAAAAAUUCACAGUUAGAGCUGUUCAGCCCCAAAUCUAAAUUUAUUUUGAGAGUCUUUAAGUGGACUGACAGUGGUGACGUUUGGAGGAUAAAAAUCAAAUUUUUAUGGUGCCAAACAGCCCAGAACAGCUCUCCUGGCACUUAUUUCUGGAACUUAUCAAAGAUUUUGAAUCAUUAAAUUCCAAUCAUUGCACAUUGCAUACUUUGACAAAUAAAAAAUAAUAUCAGCUAAACAAAAAGGAAAAAUUAGAAAAAUGGAUGGGGAAAGUAAAAAAAAUAGAUAGGGAAACUCAACUAGUAUUUUGAAUCAGGAAUUCUCUGUUUAACAGACUAACGCUAGCUAACAGCCUGUACAUACAAAACUAUUUGUCCUAAAGAAAAACUAGGGGAGUUUUUCGUUAAUGUAAAUCUUUUAAAUAUUGUUGGAAUUGUUAAUUAUUCCUGGUUUUUUUACAAUCUUUGCUAUUAGAGCUAAUUUGACUUAAAUAUUAGUAUGAACAUGUUUAGGAACUAAGUUAUUGAUUUUUUAUCUUUAAAUCUAGCUGGCAUCACUAGAAAAGAUUUUUAAUAUGAAAUUAAAUCCACCAUUUGUGAACUUUAAUUUUGUUCUCAAAAAUUUUUUAUACUAGAUUCGUAAACACUCUGUAACUUUUGCAGACAAAGCAGCUACGAAUUUGCGUAUCAAAAAGAGAUUUUAAAUUAUGCAAAAUAUUUCCAGAUUUUAUCACAAAGUAGUUCACUGACUUAUUUAUUUUUUAGACUUGUAAAUAUUUACAGAUUUAAUAUAAACACUGAUGUAAUCUCUGCAUUUCAUAAUUUAGCAAAAUAAAUUGUACAUAGUACUGGUGUGAGUAUUAUCUAUAUGGAUUUAUUAUGUUGUUAGUUCGGCAAUUUACAUUCUGCUGAAAAGGAAUACAAAUAUUGUUUUUUUUAUAUGCAGCUGUAGCCUAAGCUCCAAUACUUUACCAAAUAAUGUAAACAUCACUGUCAUGAAAAA